Molecule: messenger RNA, 1365 nt
Organism: Mesocestoides corti
Lineage: Eukaryota; Metazoa; Platyhelminthes; Cestoda; Cyclophyllidea; Mesocestoididae
Source: the annotation of a GenBank genome assembly
AUGUCGGAAAAGGCCGCUGUUUAUCCCCACCACAGGAAGGUUGGACCCUGUCUAACCCGACCUCCCUAUAGAGAUGGCAAGCGCAAACGAGCAGUAAAGGUGAGGAGUUCCCAACUCACGACUAAUCUUCAGGUAUAUACUAUCGCUGACGAAUCCCAAUACCUACUGUUUUUUGGUGUUCCUUCGCUCGACCUGAUGAACGCCUUAAAAAACCGCAUUGAACAGACUGUUCCCUUGGUUUCGAUUCGUGAGGUGAACUACCCGGAGUCAGAGGAGUUUACGACGACGUAUCUGGUGAAAUUUGAUUGCGUGAAUUCCGCCAGACGGGUCAGAAGGCGCCUAGAUGAUGCCUCCUUCUACGGCGGAUUCCUUCACAUCGUCUACGCACCGGAAUACGAGUCUGUUGCUGAGUGCCGCGUCAAGCUGCAUUCUCAUCGCAGGUUCAACGAAAUCGUUUUGAACAAAGAAGCUGCGGCCAAGUUACGGGAACUGGGCGAGCACCAACAGGGCCCGUUGGAAUCGGAGAAGCCAGGAGGCAGUGCAGAAGAGCAUGACGAGCCCGCCCUACCUCCUGCACCCUCACCUUGCCCACCAAGACCUCCCCAAAUUGGACCCGUGGCCCCACCCAGUCACUCGACCACCUUCCCAAAUCCCUACGCCCGGUCUGUGCUGUCGGCGUCGUCGCAGCGGGGAGACUCGCGACAAUCAGGUGAUGCCCUCGAGGACGCAAGGCUCUACUGGGCCUCGAGAGGUCUCGACGUGCCCCUCCCCACCAACACCUCACACCGCAAUCCACCACCAGCUGCGCCAACACACUCGCCUCGCUCCCAGCCGCAAAGCAACUCGGACCCCGGUGUUGAUGACAUCAAGAUAAGACCGGCAGUACUCCUGUUCUCCCACCUCCCCCCCCUCCUCCUCUACCACAUCUUGCAUCUCCGUUCUCGUCCAGGUGGUGUUUAUGCUCGAGAUGUGUAUUUGGUGGAGGAACAUCAAAGGUGUAAUUUGCCACGACAAGGUCCGACCUCAUGUUGCUCGUGCGACUCAGCAGACCCUCUUGAACUUGGGAUAGAAAGUUCUCCCACACGCGGCAUAUUCACCAGACUUCACCCCAUCCAACUGCAGCAUGCUUUGGUAACUAAACAGUACAAAACGAUGGAUGAAAUGCGCAAAUUCUUCGAUGUUAUUAUUGCCUCGAUGCCUACAAGUUUCUUUCGCAACGGCAUUCGUACGUUAUGUGAGAAACGGCCCAAGUUCACAGAAAGCGAUAGACAAUAUUUCCAAGAUCUAGGUGUUAAACCACCACCACCACCACCACCACCACCACCACCACCACCACCACCACCACCACCACCACCACCACCACCA